Cyphomyrmex costatus is the source of this 1179-nucleotide messenger RNA. RefSeq lists its product as uncharacterized. NCBI's taxonomy places the organism in Eukaryota, Metazoa, Arthropoda, Insecta, Hymenoptera, Formicidae. Gene Ontology annotation, biological process: DNA integration. Bases 1 to 1179 code for a protein of 392 amino acids. The transcript has a single exon. The record is from RefSeq and is a predicted model, not a curated record. Gene Ontology annotation, molecular function: nucleic acid binding.
AUGGAUCGUAAAACAAACGAGCUUUCAGCGACAGAAGUCAUGGACGCGUUCAAAACACUAAUCAAGAUAGCUCAACAAGAAUCUUUUUUAAAUCAGGUGCAUAGUAACAAGAGAGAAUCGAUUUUGUUACAUAAGAAGUUGAGUUCUCUCAAUCCAUUCUUUGAUAGCGAGGGCCUUUUACGUGUAGGAGAAAGGCUACAAAACUUGGAAUUUUCUAAUGAUAAAAAGAACCCCAUGAUUUUGUUAGCAAAGCAUCGUUUUACUAAAUUACUUCUCAUAGAAGAGCAUACACGACUAAUGCACGCGCCACCGCAAGCAUUGUUAGCGUCCGUACGGGAAAGAUUUUGGAUAAUAGGUGGUAGAAAUCUCGCAAAGAAGGUUAUUCACGAAUGCAUAAAAUGCUUCAGAAACAAACCGCAGCAAGCACAAGCAAUAAUGGGUGAAUUGCCUAAGUCUCGUGUAACGGUAACCGCACCUUUUCAUGUCACAGGAGUUGAUUACGGUGGUCCUUUUCUGAUAAAGGAUAGAAAGGGCAGAGGUUGCAAAACAAACAAGUGUUACGUGUGCCUAUUCAUAUGUUUUGCCACAAAGGCGAUACAUUUAGAAUUAGUCUCAGAUUUGACCUCGGAAUGCUUCAUUUCAGCGCUCAGACGUUUCGUGUCUAGACGAGGUAAGCCGACUCACGUAUAUUCAGACAACGGUACCAAUUUCGUGGGUGCCAACCGAGAAUUAAAUGAUUUAGCUCAAUUUCUAUUAAAGGAACAAACAGGUCUCAGUGAGUGCAUUAACGACAUAGGGAUAAAUUGGCACUUUAUUCCAGCGUACUCUCCGCAUUUCGGUGGUUUAUGGGAGGCGGGAAUAAAGUCAACUAAACAUCACUUAAAACGGGUGGCAAGCAAUGCAUCGUUAACAUUCGAGGAAUUUUAUACAUUGAUUACACAGGUAGAAGCGAUACUAAAUUCGCGUCCUUUAACUCCCAUGUCGACUGAUCCUAACGAUCUCAUUCCUCUCACUCCUGCUCACUUUCUAAUUGGAAAAACCUUAAAUUCGAUGGCUGAUCCAGAUGUAACACAUCUACCUGAGUCCAGGUUAUCUAGAUGGCAGCUACUUCAAAAACUGCAGGUAAACUCGUAUGAGGUAGACUAUUUUAUGGACUGUGUACUUUCGACUUUAGCUUGA